AUGGGGAGUCCGCCCAACAGAGAGGGGCUCCGGCGCCGCCGCCCCUCCCCGCCCAAGCCAGUCCCCGCCUCGCGGGGCGGCCAGCCGCGCACGGGCGAGUUCAUCUCCAAGUCACUUUUUGCAAACGCCUCGCACAGCCUCGACCGGCCUGCCCCCACUCGGCGAGCCUCGGGGACCCGGCCGACAGCCGGGCUCACGCUCUCACGAGCCCCUGAAAUCUGCCGGUGCUUGCUCUGCGGACUGAGCAGGGAGGUGUCCAGGGCUCCGGUGGGGUCCGCCCAUACCCGGCCCGUGCGCGGGAAGCUCGGGCUCCAGCGGGGAGAGGCGCUCCAAGCCUCCUCGCAGCUUUCAGAAAUCCCAGCUCAGAUAAAGAAGGAGAUGCCCGGAGUGCGCACACUGGGAGGGGCUGGAAUCCGUCUCCCCAGGAUGUGCCUUCACACGGCUGUCUGGCAUUCGAAAAACAGGCAAACAGGGCCGGGAAUCCUGCAACAGCGGCGGAAGCGGCCCUCGCCUCGGGCUCCUGGCCCCGGUCCAGCCAGGGAAUGGGGUAGCGGCUUCAAGGCAGGCAGCGCUUCCCUAGCACCUCUUAGUUUGGUCUGGGCCGCCGCGGGCUGCCUGAACCAGGUCCUGCGGUCCCCUUUCCUAGCUGGGACCUGA
Messenger RNA from Lemur catta (Ring-tailed lemur), 657 nucleotides. RefSeq names its product FOXL2 neighbor (gene FOXL2NB). Lineage: Eukaryota; Metazoa; Chordata; Mammalia; Primates; Lemuridae. The record is from RefSeq and is a predicted model, not a curated record.